Trematosphaeria pertusa is the source of this 1476-nucleotide messenger RNA. RefSeq lists its product as uncharacterized. Bases 1 to 1476 code for a protein of 491 amino acids. The record is from RefSeq and is a predicted model, not a curated record. Gene Ontology annotation, molecular function: acyltransferase activity, transferring groups other than amino-acyl groups. Gene Ontology annotation, biological process: polysaccharide biosynthetic process. Gene Ontology annotation, cellular component: membrane. The transcript has a single exon. Lineage: Eukaryota; Fungi; Ascomycota; Dothideomycetes; Pleosporales; Trematosphaeriaceae.
AUGCCGUCCAAGUUCGAAGGACUGUUGGACUGCGGUCGCCUGGAGGAUGUCAACCUUAACUCGGCGUCCUGGAAGCCAAUUCGGGCCUCCAGAUGGAGUUUCGACCUGGUGCGACCGGAAUUCCUCGCCCUGCGGCCUGGCAGCCCGAAAAGUCCUAGAAAGCCCAUCAGACGGACAGCCUGGCUCGACGGGUUGAGGGGAUUUGCAGCACUCACGGUCUACUUUCAUCAUCACCAGCUCUGGGCGCACAACACCAUGGGCAACUCCAUCUACGAGAAUGCGUUUGGCUACGACGGAAAGCACUACUUCGUUGCCCUACCCUUUGUCCGCAACUUCUUCUCGGGCGGUCACUUCGCUGUGGCCAUCUUCUUCAUCAUCUCGGGAUACGUUCUGUCCGUCAAGUCGAUGAGCCAGAUACAAAAAGGCCAGUCCUCUAGCGUAGGAGACACUGUCGGCUCCGCCCUUUUCCGCCGCUGGUUGCGACUCUAUAUCCCCGUCAUCGCGGUCACCUUUCUAUGGAUGUCCCAAAGCCACUGGUUCGGGAUCUGGAGCGACUUUGGCGAACCGAAGAGCAGUUACCGGGAAGAAGUCUGGACAUGGUACUCGAAUUUCAAGAACUACAGUUUCGUCUUCCUGACCGGCAACGUGUACGAAUUCCCUCUGCUGUACCAUGCGCACGCCUGGUCCAUCCCGAUCGAAUUCAAAGGCUCCAUCAUCAUCUACACGGCGCUGUCCGCCUUCUCACGAUGCACCAGGAACGCGCGGCUGUGGUGCGAAGCUGGCCUGAUCGUCUACUUCUUGUACAUCGUCGACGGCUGGUACGGUGCCAUGUUCAUGGCGGGCAUGAUGCUCUGCGAUUUCGACCUGCUCGCUUUGGAUGACCAACUGCCGAGGGCCUUCUCCUACCUAGAAGGCUUCAAGGAGCUCAUCUUCUUCCACCUAUUCAUUGCUGGUCUCUACUUUGGCGGCGUACCUUCUUGGGACGGGCAAGAAAACAUCGUGUCAAAAUCUCCGGGCUGGAUUUGGCUCUCGCACCUAAAGCCGCAAGCCGCCUUCGAAGCCAAAUGGUUCUUCCUGUUUUGGGCGGCACUCUUCAUCGUCGCAGCGGUCCCGCGCCUCCCGUGGCUCAAGCGGUUCUUCGAGACUCGCUUCUGCCAGUACCUCGCCCGCAUCUCCUUCGCGCUAUACCUGGUGCACGGGCCAGUGAUAUGGUUACUGGGCGAUCGGCUGUACGCUGCCACCGGCUUCUCAAGGCCAGUGCACAAGGAGCACAUCCCGCAGUGGAUCGAUGCGUUUCCCCUCUCCAAGAAGGGCGCAAUGGGGUUUGAACUGGCGCUCUGGGUGCCGCAGCUGAUUCUCUUUCCCCUCACCCUCUAUGUCGCCGAGGUGGCGACCAAGUUGUUUGACGAGCCGAGCGUCAAGUUUUCGAAUUGGCUGUUCAACAAGACGCUAGCGCCUGCGCCAGUGAAAGCGUGA